AUGUUGGGAAAUGAAAAGAAAGGUGAGGGCGAAGUGAUGAGUUCUGCAUGGCUUGCAGGGUCCAAAAUGCAGCACGAAGCAAGCUGCAUUAUUGGCCAGUGCCUAUACCUCUCUACUUACGAUGACCACCUCUUGCGGUUAUUUCAAGUCGGAUACAGCUUCCCCACCAUCCGCAAUGCAGUUUCUAUGCAAAACGCCUUACAAAACGCAUUUUCCGCCGUAUUCCAGCCACCUUGCACUUACAUAAUUGAAAUCGAGCUACUAGGUCAUACUCGAUCCCGUACCUUUCUGGGGAACUGCCAAUAUCUGAUUGAUCUUCCCUGGCUUAAGAAGCUUCCAGCAAUCGUAAAAAUACCGUACUCCUUCCUCUAUAGAGUUGCAUCUCUUAGUUGCAAACUUAUCGCGGGAGGCCUUGAUCUAGGUUUCCAUGACCGAUCUACCAGGGCACUUAGGAAUCAAUUACAGCCUCCAUGGUUUUCUGGAUUGUCUACGUCGUACGGCGUACCGAAGGCAAAGUUUUAUCGAAUUACGCAUUGUUUCAUCAAUAUGCGCCUUCUUGUUGUUCUAAACAGCAUCCUCCUAAAAGCGCUUACCCUCUCGGCGCUUAAUGUUUCGAAUUUGCUAGGCUAUACGCCAGCGUACACGGUCUCUCUAGAAAACCCUCGUCAAGGUCCAGAAUUUAUAAACCCUCAGAGAGCACUGCGCGUGUCACUUUGCAAUCACGUCGUGAAAGCAAGAGAGGGAGUGGUAGAUGCCCUCUACCUAGCAAAAAUAGGGUAUAGAAAGUAUGGAAGAGUGUUAAGGAAUUUCUUGGCGCGGGUGCUUCAUCUGCAUAUUCUGCGGGUUGUAGAAAUUGAGACUGCUGCAGAAGAUAUAACGGGUGCGUUGGAAAAAGCCCGGUCCUGUGUUAAUAAUUGGCUGGAAAUUUCGAAAGUACGGAAAAGCAGAGUGUUGUACUCCCAAUGUUUCCACUGCUCUUCAAUUGCAAAUUCUACCCAAGCCACAAUUAUCAACUCGCGUGUUGGGGUUCAGGUGUUAACUAUCACCGGCAGCUCCAAGCGGGAAGCGUUGGCCGAGACCCAACCUUGCUACGAACACAUCAGCAAAAUGUUUUCAAUGAGAAUGUCACCAUAUCUACAUUUGCAAGUGUAUUUACAAAAUAGAACUGAAGGCCGGGCAACAAACCAUAGGAGUUGCACUUAUCACCACUCGGUAGAGUUCUAUUUCGCCACGGGGCACGAGAUAAUCCCUUUUCAGCGCUCUAAAGCCUUAAUCCUUGCGGAAAUAUGUCAGCUUGCCCGAACCGACAUUCACACGUCAAAACCUGCAGUUCCAGGGAGUGGACACCGCUGGUUUUGCAGAGUCGGCUUUUCCUCAGACUUAUUGAGGUGUACUUGGAAAAUAUUAGCCGCAGCCGAGGAAUCGAGGUUCAAAGACGUACUAGAAGCACUUCUACCGGUUCAUACUUUGAGCACUCUCAACUCUUCGAGCAUCUUUAACUUUACUUCACGACGAUCGAAAUGUCCAACCAGGCAACUACCGAAGACUCGCACCCUAAACCCCAAUCCGGCACCCUGGGUGCCAAAAGACCUCGAAGACUUCGCAGAUCUCCAACGCUGGCCUGAUACCACCGCCCCUGAAGCCUUUAAAGUGUCCGGCUCUGUACAAAUGACACACGAAUCGAACCGAUGGGUUCCCGGCAGCACCCCCCUCAUCAGUAUCAAGGGUUUCGACAUGCUCUCCCCUGACAUGGAAUCCAUCAUCCUUCAAGAUCUCUCAUUCAACGGACGCGGCUUUUACGUGUACAUUUCCCGGGGCCCGUACGUGAUCAGGGAGCUUGCGGACCCAGUGGUUGAAAAGCAGCCUCUGCGCGACAUCGUCGAGAAGAAUGAACAUAAACACGAAAAGACGUUUACAUAUUUGUAUCAAAUGACGGAUACCGAGCCGACGACGCUAACCGUCAGUGAGACUACAGACUUGAAAUGUAGUGCUUCGUUUGAAGUUGGCGGGUUUGCUUUUGCAGUUGAAGCGAGCUUCGAUCGCACAAAUACCAAGGAGAAUUCCAAAUCUACUACCACUGAGGAUUCGUUCACCGAGACGACGACGAUCAACCAUGAGUCAGCAUUCAGGUACAAGACGUGGCAGGAGACGACGAUGACGGAUGAGUUGUAUGGGUUAGACUUUGCUCUAGGUUCAGCUGUUGACAAAGAUGGGAAGAAGAUUGGUGGAAUUGCAAAUGCAAUAUGGAUUGAGAAGAAUGCGAUUGAGGAGCUGGGGAAUUUUUCACAGACAGCGAAAUAUAGGGUUGUGGAGACAGCGGCUAAGACGAAGAUUUGGACAAGUGAUAGUGGUGGGGAGGGGAUGUUGCCAAUAGAACCAGACGGACAGAACGCGGGAAGCAGGAAGAAGGAACGCAAGGAUACAAAUAGAGGUGAAAAAAAUCUCGAUUUUCUAGACACACGAGUAGAGGAUAAGGAAGAAUUGCAACUUGAACUAGAUACUCUUCUAGACCCCGGCCUAGGUACCGUUGUUCUUUGGUUUUGUCUAUUUACGCUAUGUAAUGAUCUUCCAACCUCUCCUCAUUAUUCCCCUCUUCCAAACUGCAACGGAGAAUAUCACGAUGCCUUUGCGGUGAUGCUCUAUGCCGCAGAAGGCCACAGGGGCAAUCUGCUUGGAAAUAGUCCUUUGCAAUAUAUCCAAUUCCUGAUAAGUAUACCGAUCACCACAAGUUUAGGAGUCCUAAAGGCCGCAAUUUUUGUACAUGAAUCUAAGCGGUAA
Messenger RNA from Lindgomyces ingoldianus, 2778 nucleotides. RefSeq lists its product as uncharacterized. NCBI's taxonomy places the organism in Eukaryota, Fungi, Ascomycota, Dothideomycetes, Pleosporales, Lindgomycetaceae. The coding region runs from base 1 to 2778 and encodes 925 amino acids. The record is from RefSeq and is a predicted model, not a curated record. The transcript is spliced from 22 exons.